Molecule: messenger RNA, 1017 nt
Organism: Soboliphyme baturini
Lineage: Eukaryota; Metazoa; Nematoda; Enoplea; Dioctophymatida; Soboliphymatidae
Source: the annotation of a GenBank genome assembly
GUAUUGUUGACGAGACCGGACUGCGACCGCUUUGCUGGAAGAGAAAAUUACAAAAAUCUCAUGUUCGAGCUAAUUGUUAAGUGGAGCGAACGACAAGGCGGUAUUUCAGAUGUGGAAGACCAUCCACUUUGCUCAAAUCCAGACAGUGCUUGGUGUCAGUACUUUAAGGAUAACGAAGUUUUGCUUCAGAUCAACAAGGACGUUCGGCGUCUCUGUCCGGAAAUUUCGUUUUUCCAGCAAGCUACCGAAUUUCCAUUCAAAGACCCUGUCACUCAGCGUGUGUUGUCUCUCAGUCGUCGGAUUUCGAAUGAACUACUCAAUGCUGAGAAUCUCACGCAGAACAGAUCAGGAAUGAAUAACCUAGUGAAGACUUCACGGAAAUAUGCUGAAGAAGAAUAUAAAGAACUUUGGGAUGGCCAAGAAGCUCAUUGGCAGGUCGUUGAACGCAUUUUAUUUGUGUACUGCAAAUUGAACCCUGGCGUUCAGUAUGUUCAGGGAAUGAAUGAAAUUCUUGGACCCAUUUACUACGUGUUUGCAUCUGACCCGAAUGUUUUGUGGCGAGAAUUUGCUGAGGCCGAUUCGUAUUACUGUUUCCAGUAUCUUAUGUCAGAAAUAAAAGACAACUUUAUUCGGACAAUGGAUUCAUCGAAAUUCGGCAUUGAAUUCCAAAUGCGGUGCCUGUUUGGCCUGCUUAAAGAUACAGACCUUACGCUGUAUACUCAUAUUGCUGAAAAACAGGAAAUACGACCGGAGUAUUUUGCAUUUCGUUGGCUAUCGCUUCUUUUGUCGCAGGAAUUCCUGCUUCCAGAUGUUAUCAGAAUUUGGGAUUCUCUGUUCGCGGACGAAAAUCGUUUCCAGUUUUUGUUAUACGUCUAUGAUUGCAGUUUUAAAGGUUUUUGUGUCCAAACGCUAAUCUCGGUCUUUAGACAUGUUCGCGAUGCUUUAAUGAACAACGACUUCAGUUCUAACAUACGACUUUUGCAGGUGAUGCCUUGUCUUUUGCUUUUUGGUUCAUAA